UCCAUUUCUAGGCCGAAGUAAUCAGCAAGGCCACCGCUUCCGUGCCGUCGCCUAUCAAAAACCUAGCCGACGCGAACCGCACCGUGAACAUCCAGCAACUCUUAUCGGCCAUUGGAUACGAAUUUCUGCGCACGCCGGCCACUCAACUUACGGAUGGCGGACGUGACCUGUUAAUGAAGCAGCUCGGUUUCCAGCUCAUUAACCCCACCGAAAAGUGGUUCCCCGGUAUCGGUGAACUGCGCGCGAACUUUGCCUCGUGGGAUUGGCGCAUCGGCAAGACACCCAAGUUCUCCGUCCAGAAGAGCAUUCAGCUCAAAUCGGAAGGAGACGAGCAGUCCCAACCGCAACAGGAGAUGAAGGUCAAGGUAGAUGUGGAGAAGGGUCUUAUCCAAGAUAUCAGCCUCCUCGUACCGGGCCAGGAACCAAUUCCGGUUGUAUCAAAUCUGGUGGGUCAGCCGUACAUGGAGGACAGCUUCAAUGGAAUCCUGGACGCCAUGAAAGGUGCAAACACUGAGAACCUGAAACACGCAAUGGGUUUGUGAAAUAUGGGCAAACCUCGUCCCACUGACGAAUGAAAGCUACGUUUGCCUAUUAUUGUGCAGUCCAGUCGAGUUUGCGUUUUGAACCCCAAGUGUACGUUAGCAAGUGCAAUGAUUCAUCGAAUUCCGUAUUUCUUCAAACGAAGCAACAAACAACUCAGGAUAAAGGAGCCGGCUGGCCUGGUUGGUCAUUCAGAACGUGCUUACAAUUGUUUAUCGAAAAUGGCCUUCGAGGGGUUAAAGAGUGCGGCCAUUUGAAAUGUAGAUUAGGCUGGUUGCACCGCAAACAUCGAGGGGCGCGGACGUUAAAUUUUCAUUCGUGUUACCAGGCACACGACCGUUCUUCACAUCGGAACCGAUUUCUUGUGUUUAGUUCCAUUUUUAAAACUCGACUUCCUCAGUUUUCGUUCGAUCGUCCGUGACCGGCAAUAAUCAACGUGCUAAUCAUUUUCAUGUUUCUUAAAACUGGAACCAAAUUUAUGCAAAGUUUAUGAGUUCUCUUUUAGGUGCGAAAAUUAAAAGCAAUCGAUAUAAAAGACUGAUGACAAAAUUAUUUUAAAUUUGUUUGACCUGAACCCUCGCGCAAGUAGAGGAAGCAACAUGUUAAGAAAGAGCUAAUUUGAAUAAUCAAAAACAUGUUUAGAUGCUCUGUACAUCACAAACUAUUAAAUUAUGGGCUAACAAAAAAAAAAAAACAAAUUUGAUUGUGAUAGUUCUACUACAGAAUUAGAAAAACUGAAAAAUAGGAAGAGCAUAAAAUCUAUAUUCAUUUAUUUCGCAUUACGAAACGAUCAAAAUCGAACCAUUGUAUAAUAUUCGUAAAGCAAUAAUAUCUAAGGAAUUACUUCUGCUAAAUUGAUUGAAACAAGUUGGGAAUCAUCACCUUUUCAACUCUACUUAGUUUUUAAUUUUAUUUGCUUUAUUUUUUUUUUAAUUUCUAGUGACAGUGGGAUGUGUAUUUCGUUCGUUUUAUAUUUAGACUGGAUAACUAACCACUACUACUUAGCCGCCAGUGCUGUUGUCGAACACGUGUUACUGCUAAGUUUCAGUUUUCCGUUUCUUCCAAAACGGCAAAAAGGAAAUGUUUAUCAAGAAUACAAACCAUAUCAUUUUAUUUUCUAAGGUUGGGUUUCAACGAUGAACGCUUGAGUUUGGAAUUUUGUUUAGUUAGUGCUAACCGUCAAAUUAGAACUAUAAUUUAGUUGUUUCUUAUUGAUUGAGCUUCUGAUUUCUGUACUAAUUUUUAAAAUGUUGAAUGCUGAAUCUGACUAAGUUAUUCUUAAUUCAGUCAAAUGAACCCGAAAUAGUCGCUUACCGGAGUUGAUUUUAGCUUCCGAUUUGCAUGUAAUCAUCAUGCAAAAAUCUAUUUCGAUAAUCUACAGAUUAGGUUUUCAAGUGAAUUAAGAACACAACGUAAUCAAAAUGCGUAAAGGAACAUCACUCAUCAUGUUCCAAUGAAAGUUAUCUAAAGAGAAUUUAUUUUUAUUUUACAAUGAAUAGACACUAAUGCCUACUAACAAUAAUACAAUUGAAUGGUAGCAACCGACAAUAUUGUACCUUGUGCAAUUAGAGUUAUAAGGAAUGAAUUAAAAAAAUAAAAAUAAAUUGAUAAAAAAAUAUUAUACUGA
Armigeres subalbatus is the source of this 2167-nucleotide messenger RNA. RefSeq names its product lipoyltransferase 1, mitochondrial-like. Lineage: Eukaryota; Metazoa; Arthropoda; Insecta; Diptera; Culicidae. Gene Ontology annotation, molecular function: lipoyltransferase activity. The transcript is spliced from 3 exons. The record is from RefSeq and is a predicted model, not a curated record. Bases 174 to 542 code for a protein of 122 amino acids. Gene Ontology annotation, biological process: protein lipoylation. Gene Ontology annotation, cellular component: mitochondrion; cytoplasm.